Messenger RNA from Acaromyces ingoldii, 2051 nucleotides. RefSeq names its product WD40 repeat-like protein. The record is from RefSeq and is a predicted model, not a curated record. NCBI's taxonomy places the organism in Eukaryota, Fungi, Basidiomycota, Exobasidiomycetes, Exobasidiales, Cryptobasidiaceae. Gene Ontology annotation, biological process: regulation of DNA double-strand break processing. The coding region runs from base 54 to 1991 and encodes 645 amino acids. Gene Ontology annotation, cellular component: site of double-strand break; nucleus. Gene Ontology annotation, molecular function: protein binding. The transcript has 2 exons.
CGUUACGAUUGGGCUGAGUGGAGCAACGCAACAGCAGCAGCAGCCGGGCAACGAUGGACGACGAGGCGCUGAGGGCGAUGAUGCCCAUGAGCUUCGGCAAGGCGAGUCGAAAGGGUCCUGCGCCUGCGCCUGUGUCGGCGAGCCAAAAUGCGCCCGUCAAGGGGCCGACUCGGCCACCAGGAGGCGACGCGGCGGAAGAGGAGGACGAUGAGGACGACGAGGACGAGGACGGGGAGAGGGAAACAUCAGCAGGGACCAAUGGAAUGGAAAGACAGGGACAGCAGCAAGAUCAAGACGAAGACGACGACGGCUUGACUGCGGAAGAGAGGGAAGCGAAUCGGCGAGCAAUGGAGGCCCAGGGAUCAGGCGAUGAUGAUGACGACGACGACGACGACGACGAUGACGAUGACGAAGAUGACCUCGGACCUGAGCCUAUGGGGCCUGAUUCGUCCGCAGGUAUCCCACUGGAGAGCGAGGUUGAGCUGCGGGACCACAAAAAGGCCAUCACGGCCAUGAGCGUCGACGGAUCGGGGGCGCGAGUCGCCACGGGUGCAUUCGACUAUGACGUCAAGCUCUGGGAUUUCGGAGGCAUGUCGUCGAGCUUCCGCCCCCACAAGACAUUUGAGCCCGCUGGGUCGUACCCCGUCACCGAUCUGGCCUGGUCGCACUCGGGCGACAGCCUGCUCGUCACCUCGGGCACCGCCCAGGCCAAGCUGUUUGACCGCGAGGGCGGCCUGCUGGCCGAGUACAAGAAGGGCGACGUCUACAUCCGCGACAUGAAGCACACGUCGGGCCACGUCGCCGAGAUCACGUCGUGCUGCUGGCACCCAUCUUUGAGAAAUGUGUUUGCGACGGCGAGCGCCGACAGCUCCGUGCGGCUCUGGGACGCCGACGAGCGGCUCAAGCAGCAGACGGUCGUCGUCGUCAAGAGCAAGGAGCGGGGCACGCGAACGAAAGUGACAACGUGCGGCUUUGCCUCGGACGGCAAGAUGCUCGCUGCCGGCUGCGAGGACGGCGCGCUGCACAUCUGGUCCACCUCGGGCACAUACAGCCGGCCCAAUGCCACGGUGGAGGGCGCACACAGCAGGGGCAGCGGCAUCACGAGCCUGGCUUUCACCAACGACGGCCGGUGCAUGGCCACGCGCGGCGGGAGCGGCGACGACUGCGUCAAGCUCUGGGACAUUCGCUCUUUCAAGAAGCCCCUGGCCGAGCAGGGCGACCUGCCGACAAAGUACAGCGCGACGAGCGUCAUCUUCAGCCUCGAUGAGAGCGCCGUCCUGACGGGCACGACCGAGGACAGGGGCCCCGGCAGCAUCCGCGUCCUCUCGCGCACCGACCUGGCCCCGCUGCGCACCAUCCCUGUCCUCGAUGGCAGCGGUGGUGGUGGCUCGAGUGAUGCAGCAGCAGCAGCAACGGCUAACAGCACAGGCGGGAGCGUCAUCAAGCUGCAGUGGCAUCCCAAGAUCAACCAGCUGUUUGCCUCGACGUCCACCGGCACUGCCCACGUCUUCUACUCGCCCACGUCGUCGGUCCGCGGCGCGCUGCUGUGUGUGGGCAAGCGGGCCAAGACGAGGCGCGACCUGGAUGCCGUCAUGGCCGCCAACGAGUUUGACGGGCCCAUCAUCACGCCCGGCGCGCAAAACGCCGCGGACCGGGGCCAGGGCGUGGGCCAGAUGGCCAAGAAGCGCAAGCUGGAAAAGAUGCGGCAGGACCCGAGGGCGACGAGGAUGCCCGAGAAGCCCCUCGAAGGGCCCGGAAAGGGCGGACGCAUCGGCUCGGCCGCGACGCAGCACAUGGUCCAGGGCAUCUUUCGGGACAACUCGCGGAGCGAGGACCCGCGCGAGGCUCUGCUCAAGUACGCCGACAAGGCCGACGCGGACCCGAAGUGGACAAAUGCGUGGGCAAAGACGCAGCCAAAGCCAAUCUAUUCCAACGACGACGGCGAAAACGACGGCGACAACAACGGCGAGGCAGGAGGCCAGUCGAAGUAGAAAUCCACUCCUCAUUCUGUAUAGUACUGUUCAAUGUGCAAGAUUUCCUCGUAUCAUGAU